Phoenix dactylifera (date palm) is the source of this 6330-nucleotide messenger RNA. Its product is annotated as PHD finger family protein. Lineage: Eukaryota; Viridiplantae; Streptophyta; Magnoliopsida; Arecales; Arecaceae. The record is from RefSeq and is a predicted model, not a curated record.
CGAGUCACCCGAGUGGAGAAGACAGGCCCGGGUGGGACGCCACUCGGGCGAUGCUGCUGGCGGUAACGUUCCCACCCUCGCACUCCGAGUCGGAGUGUGCACCCCCCCUAUUUCACCGACCUAGGGCUAGGGUAACACGAUCCAGGCAGGCUCUCUCCCCUCUCCGUCCGUCGUCUCCUCUCCCCCUCCCCUCCCCUCGCACCCUAAUCGCCUCGCCUCCUCUCGCUCUCUAUUCUGUCGCUCUGGAUCAGGGGCGGAGGAAGAAGCGACUCUAAGUGACCGCCUCUCUGGAUCAUCGUCGCCCAAUCGGAUACGUCUCUCCCUCUCCCCCCCUCUCUCUCGCGUUCCCUCGUUCGUUCGUUCCCACAACGUGGAAAUCGUAUCGCAAAAUCGGAACUUUUUAGGGUUUUUUCUUUCUUUUGGAUCUGCUGUUCCGUUCCCAUCCAUCUCGUCCCAGGGUUUCUUUCUUUCUUUCUCUGACGGAUCGAAGCCCUCCCCCCCCUCCCCUCUUGUAUGCAAUCCGAGGAGGAUGCUUUCGGUUCUGAAGGCAAACGGAUCGCUUUCUAGGGUUUCGUUGCUCGCGCUCUAAGGAAUCGGAGGGAACAGGUCUCAUAGCCGAGGGGGCAUGAAGGAGAUUAGCAUUGCUGAAGAGAGGGCGGAUCGGGGAUCCGAAGAGGCCACGACGAGAGAUAGCGAUGCGCUGGUCGGUGGUUAUGUGGGCAAGGAUUUAUCUGGACCCAGGAGGGCCCUACUGGGGAAGGUCGCAUCCUACGACGGCGGCAGAAGAACGUACGGCGUCGUGUACGAGGAUGGGCAUCGCGAAGAUUUGGAUCAUCAGCAGGUCUGCAAGAUCCUCAUAGUCGAAGACGGGGGAUCGAAUAUGAAGCUGAGCCGCAGGAAGAGGAAGCUGGACCAGUUGGCCUCCUCGGGCCCUGGAGACUUGAUGCGGCCGAACACGAGGUCUAGGAAGAAUGCAUCUGAUGUCUCGGAUGGAGCCGAUACCCCUUCGGCUAGCAGGUUAGACUCUGACCUAUCUGAGGACGCCGACUCUUCCAGCGAUUCUUGUGACUAUGCCCGUGCUCGGGCCUCUGUGUCAUCCCAGGAGAUCCGGAUGCUGCCUCUGCCUCCAUCCUCUGGGGAUAUUGCUGUUCCCGAGGAAGCGAUCAGUUAUUUAUUCUCUGUGUACAAUUUCUUAAGAUCGUUCAGCGUCCAAUUGUUUCUGAGUCCCUUUGGAUUUGAUGAUUUUGUGGGCUCGCUCAACUGCAAUGCCCAGAAUUCGUUAAUGGAUGCCAUCCAUGUCUCCCUCAUGCGGGCUCUGAGGCAACAUCUUCAAAUGCUUUCGUCCGAGGGCUCGGAGCUAGCCUCAAAAUGCUUAAGACAUCAAGAUUGGACCUUGCUCGAUGCAUUAACUUGGCCAGUUUUCUUAAUGGAGUACCUCUACACAAUGAGAUACAUGAAAGGCCUUGAUGGGAAGGGAUUUAGUACCGCUCUUUCAGAAAGAGAAUAUUAUGAGCUUCCUGUGGUCAUGAAACUCAAAAUUCUGCAAAUAUUGUGCGAUGAUGUCAUAGAUUCUGCAGAGCUAAGAACUGAACUAGAAACACGGGAAAAUGUGGAAGAAGAUAUAGAAUAUGGCAUUGGUGUCAGCGUUCCUCCAGAGAGCAGGCCAAGGAGGGUGCAUCCCAGAUAUUCCAAGACUUCAGCUUGCAAGAGUAUAGAAGCUUUGGAAAAAUCUGUUGAACCAAGCAUACAAAUUCCAAGCUCUAAAGUUAAAGCAGAACCAUAUUCGGAUGCAUCAGUUGCUGCUCUGGAUGGAAAUAGUGAUGAAUGCAGGCUUUGUGGUAUGGAUGGGACUCUGAUUUGCUGUGAUGGAUGCCCCUCAGCAUACCAUUCAAGAUGCAUAGGCCUGAGCAAAGCAUUUCUACCUGAAGGGGUGUGGUACUGUCCAGAGUGCAUGAUCGACAAGCUUGGCCCUACAACUUCCAGAAUAGGAAGGGGAGUAAGAGGAGCUGAGAUCUUUGGCAUCGACAUGUAUGGGCAGAUGUUUCUGGGAACCUGCAAUUAUUUGCUUGUGUCUGGGACGUCAUUAGAUUCAGAGCCAUUUUCUAGAUACUACAAUAAGUGCGAUGUCACCAAGGUCCUCAAUGUGAUUUGUUCGACAGAAGAAAAUGCAUCACUGUAUGCUGAUAUCUGCGAGGGCAUAUUAAAAUAUUGGGAGUUCCCACCAUCCAGUUUGCAUGGAAAAACUGAACCCAUCAGCAAUCCACUGACUGACAGGGAACCUAUAACAUGUCACUUUCCACUCUCCAAAAGCUCAGUUAACAAAACUGUUAAUUUCAUUAGUGAUGCAGAAGGAGAGAACUGUGCUAUCAAGAAAACAGAUAGCAAUGCAGACAGUAAUGCAAGUUUAAGUCGGAAUAAUGAAUGCAAUGAAGCCAGGAUCAAUGGCUUUGCAUUGAACUUGGUGGAGCAGCCCAACUUUCCAGUGAAGCCAAAAUAUGAUUUGGCAAAUGCUGAAAUGUCUGUCAAGAAGACACUAGAUACUUCUGAUAAAACAUUGGUACCUCCGAAAGAUGAACAAUUUACGUCUGAAAAUGCUCCUCUGGCAAUCCAAAAGGUUUUCUCAGUUAUUCAAACAAAGACCACUGAGCAAUUUGGUAAUGGAUCUGUUCCAACUGAUGUGUCUUACUCAAACCAACCAAUUUCUGCUGAAAGAUCAACAUUGCAAGACAGGAAUUGUGCUUCAGUAAAUAAGAAUGGAAUAUGCAGGGAAGAUGCUGGUUGCUCUGUUUAUUCAACAAAGAAUGAUUCUCUGAGUAUAUCUUAUGAAAGCAAAGGGAGUCAAAUUAAUGGUGAGAAAUUCAGAACUCUAAGUGACAGGAGCUCAAGUAAUUUAGCUUUCUUCAAGGCCCAGGGUUAUGUGAACCAGUAUAUUCAAGGUGAUGUUGCUGCAUCAGCAGCUGCUGGUCUGGCUGUUCUCACAUCUGAAGAGAGUAAAGAUCUGGAAGCUCAUGCUUCUUCUAAUCCUAGGAAAACGGUGGCUGCAAACAUUGCUCUGCAAAUAAAAGCAUUUUCUGGAGCGACCAUUCAGUUUCUGUGGCCAAAUCCGGAGAAAAAGCUCAUGGAGGUUCCAAGAGAAAGAUGUGGCUGGUGCAUUGCAUGCAAAGGUGCAAAUACAAAUAAAAAGGGGUGCUUGCUAAAUUUAGCUGCCAUCAAUGCCAUUAAAGGAUCUGCAAGAAAUGUUAGUGGGCUUCGUCCAAUUAAGCAUGAUGACAGCCACUUUCCUAUAAUUGCUGCACAUAUUGCAAACAUGGAGGAGAGUUUGCGUGGUCUAGUAGUUGGUCGAUUGUCUGAUGCAGAAUAUAACCAACAGUGGCGUAAACAACUACGAGAGGCUUCCAGCUGCCGGGUCCUAAAAUUCUCAUUACUCGAGCUUGAAAAGUGUAUUCGUGGGAUUGCUUUUUCUGGAAGUUGGUUUAAGCUGGUGGAUGAUUGGUCAGUUGAGUUAUCUGCAGCAUUGGCUGGUGUAUCACGCAUUGGAUCAAAUCAAAAACGUGGGCCUGCUGGGAGGCGGAAUAAGCGACAAUCCUUUGCAUCUGAAUCCGCACCGCUGUCAUCUGAUGAUAGCUGGAAGGAUGUGCAAUGGUGGCGAGGAGGAAAGCUUUUGAAGGUUGUUUUCCAGAAGGCAUCUCUUCUGAGUGCACUAGUCAGGAAAGCAGCUCGUCAAGGUGGUAUUAGAAGGAUAUCUGAUAUUUCUUAUCCUGAAAGUUCUGAGUUUCCUAGAAGAAACCGACAAUCUGCUUGGAGAGCUUCUGUAGAAAUGAGUAAGAAUGCAUCUCAGCUUGCUCUUCAGGUCAGGUAUCUUGAUGCUCAUAUAAGGUGGAAGGACCUUGUUCGUCCUGAGCAAAUCCUUUUGGAUGGGAAAAGUUCAGAUGCUGAUGGCGCUGUUUUUAGGAAUGCAGUCAUAUGCGAUAAAAGGAUUGUUGAAAAUAAGAUGAUAUAUGCAGUUACAUUUUCCAAUCAGAAGCAUCUUCCCUUGCGUGUAACAAAAAAUAUUCUAGAAGCAGAGAAUAUCCAGGAUGAGAAUGGCAAGUUGUGGUUCUCAGAAAAUCAUAUUCCACUGUAUUUGAUAAAGGAAUUUGAAGUGAGAGUUGGUGUCACACCUUCACCUUGCUCGACGAUGUUAAACUCACAUUAUUUGCUGAAGUUUCAGAAAAGACAACUGGAAACAUGUCGCAAAGAUAUUUUCUUGUAUCUCUUGCGCAAGGGGGAGAAACCCAGCAAGUGUUCAUGUGCAUCAUGUAAACGUGAUGUUCUUCUAAGGGAUUCUGUCAGAUGCAGUUCUUGUCAAGGUAAUUGCCACACAUAUUGCUCGAUAUCUUCAGUUGCUGACAAGAUUGCUGAUCCAGGCUCUAAUUUUACAUGCAAAUUAUGUUAUCAUACUAAAUCUGCUACACUCAAUACAAGUCGAAAGGAGAUUCUGGACAACCAUUUGCCCUCUCAGAAGCAAAAUCCUUUAGUGGCGGGUCCCAAAAUCAGGCUUCAGAUUGGGUUUCCUCCUGCUGCACAAUCAGUUGGUGCAGCAGAAGCUCAUCCAGAAAGGAGGCCUUUAGCUUCUGGUUCUAAUUCAGAAUGCAAAGCUAAACGUAGUGGAACAUGGCAGUCAUGUGGUCUUAUAUGGAAGCGGAAGAAGGGCGAUGAGUCUGGCCAGGAUUUCAGGGCCAAAAAUAUUAUUCUGAAAAGCAAGGAGGGCAUGAAUCCUUCAAAAAAACCGAUUUGUUGCCUCUGCAAUAGGUCUUACCGUUCAGAUCUGAUGUAUAUCUGCUGUGAGAAAUGCCAAAAUUGGUAUCAUGCAGAUGCUUUACAACUUGAGGAAGCCCAAAUUUUCAAUUUGUUAGGGUUCAAGUGCAACAAGUGCCGGAGGAAAGGCUCACCAAAGUGUCCCUAUGUAGAUCCAGAUUACAAGAAGCCAGAACCAGAACCAUUGAAUAACGGAAAUUCAAACAAAGGGACUGCAUCUGAUCUCCCUAAAAUAGCACAUAUUACUACCCUGGAUUCACUCCCGGGAGAGGAAGAUUUGGUUGCUGUGAAUGAUGAUCCCCUGCUUUAUUCUUUCGGAAGAGUUGAGCCAAUUGUGGAGCAAACACUGGAAACUGAAAUCCAACUGAAUGGAUCUGGAUUGUUGUCCCGAAGCCAGGAAAAGUUGUCUGUCAGAAGGCCUCAAGCAAAGCAUGGAGCUAAUGAUGGGUUUUAUGCACCUCCAAAUGCCGACCCUAAUUGCACUACAUAUUCUAAGAGCUGGUGUGUAGGAAGAAACAAUGUGCCAUGUAGAGCAGCUAGAAAUGAACUACCUGCAACCAACGAAGCAAACUUCAUGAGUGUUUCUGAGAAAGAAUCAUCCCCUCUAAUCGGAUGUGAUUUUUCGAAGGGUAGUGAUUAUGGAGAUGUGGCUUUUGACAAUGCCGACAUUAAUUACCAGUGGCAUGAUCCAGAAGGUGGGAACUUUGACGGUAUGGAGUAUGAACCACAGACAUAUUUCUCAUUCACGGAGCUGUUGGCAUCUGAGGAUGGGGAUGAUCAGUAUGAUAUGCCUAUGGAUGCACCAGAGGACGGGUGCCCCCCCGGCCGUUUUGAUGAAUUUGGGACUGCUUAUCAGGAAGCAUCUCCCUGCAAUUUAUCAGCAGUGCAUGAGGUGGGGUCUGGGAAUGCCUACUUCACUGCCAGUGAGGCUGCAUUUGAUGGUGUGGAAUGUCAAAAGUGCAAGCUCAACGAGCCAUCUCCGGAUCUCACAUGUGACAUCUGUGGGCUGCGGAUACAUUCACAUUGUUCGCCUUGGGUUGAGAGCGAGGAGUCUUCCGGAGACGCCAAUUGGAGAUGUGGUGGUUGCCGGGAAUGGAGGUAGUCUAAGAUCUUUGGUUUUUGCGGUUCAAGUUCUACGAAUGCGGUUUCUGUUGAUUUCGCCAGCAUGUGAAUCCAGGAUACGUUGAGGGAGCCAAGUUGGGAUCGUUGCAGAGUCUUGGUAAAAGCAAGGCCUUUAGGGAAGGGAAGCAGCUGGGCUGCUCGUUGUCAAUUUUCCAACCGGUGGUACCCUGCUGUGAAUUGGCUCGUGGAGGCGCAGCUCAUGCGCAGUUUGAAUCUCCAUGUUUCUGAUGUUCAGCUGUGAGCACCGGUCGAUUGCUUUUAACCAUGGAAUUGGUUCAGUAUGAUGCUGGCAACGUAAGCAAUCAGACAUUAGAAAUUGUUGAACUGUAUAUAAGAGGGUGAAGGGUAAUCGCCCUUUUCAGAGGUAUUCAAACUUUGAUAGAAUCAAUCAACAUACUUGGUUUUGAUUUA